This is a messenger RNA of Pochonia chlamydosporia 170, 1791 nucleotides long. Its product is annotated as heterokaryon incompatibility. Lineage: Eukaryota; Fungi; Ascomycota; Sordariomycetes; Hypocreales; Clavicipitaceae. The coding region runs from base 1 to 1791 and encodes 596 amino acids. The record is from RefSeq and is a predicted model, not a curated record. The transcript has a single exon.
AUGUCGUCGGCAUCUACAGCAACUGCGGCUCAGCAAGCCCCUGGUGGUCCAUUGGAGCCAUAUGCUAGUCGACCGCUGAGCAUCUCAACCGACAGUAUUAGGGUGCUCACAAUUGAGCCCGAUUUAAGCGCCGAAGGACACCUGGUUUGCAGUCUUCAGGUCCUCACUUUUUCUCAACCGCAGAAAUACGAGGCGUUGUCUUACCGCUGGGGCGAUGAAUCCGUUCAAAAACCCAUCAUUGUGGACGGUGUCCAGGUUACCGUGACGGAGAACCUCCAUGCGGCACUUCAAUACUUGCAUGGAAAAUCGCGUGGCUUACCCAUCUGGGUUGACGCCAUCUCAAUCAACCAGAAGGACAUUCCAGAAAAGAGUCGCCAGCUGCGCAUCAUGCCGCAUAUUUAUUCCCGCGCUGCAUCUGUGGUGGUUUGGCUCGGUCCUCAGUAUAUUACAACUGAUACGGACGUCGAAGAGAAUUUACAGAAAACGAUACAAGACGUAGCAGGCGAUGAGUAUUGGAAGCGAGUGUGGAUUCUUCAGGAGAUUGGAAAAGCUCGCAAGAUUCGGGUCUGUAUUGGUAGCGGAGACGCCUUGGAAUGGGAUCGCUUUGUAAAGCACGUCGAAAAGCAUUCAGACGGGGAUGAAAGCGGCGUUGGACCACUUAGCUUACAGGCCAUGCGACGAAACAAGUACAGCGGCAGCUGCUCCUUGAAGAAGCUAUUAGAGAACCAUGUUGACGCCCUGUGCAAGGAUCCCAGGGACAAGAUUUAUGGGCUAGUCGGUCUUGCUGUUGAUGGACGCGACUUUCCCAUUGACUAUAACAAGUCCCUCCGCGAAGUUUGGGCAGACACUGUCCAUUUCAUGAGCCGCAAGGAGCUUUUGCCGUCCAAAAACUCUGAAAAGGCUGCCUUUUGCAAGCUCCUCCGAGACUUACUGGGAGGGGACAAGAUGGAAGCUGUAGGCGGAGUCGUCCAAUUCCAUCAUAAACCGGGCAAUCAGUCCCUAUAUGAUCAUAUGAGAACGGAAGGGCGAGAUGAGUGGGCAUCAUCGUCUGUCGAGCUAGUGACCACAUGUCUUGGUAGAAUCAUCGCCAUGGGGCCUUCAAUUUCGGAAAUGCGCGGAUCAUUAGACCUCACGGAUAAAUGGGAGGCAGAGUUGCAGCGAGUAUACCAAAACGAAUAUGAGGACUUUCUGGACGCUGCGCACCAGGAGCACGACGUUCUGAUGCAGCACCUUCUUGACGAUGAGGAUGGAAAGCUCCCGAAGUUAACGCAGACCGAGAACUACCGAAUAGACUUCAUCACUACCGACAGCAUGCAUUCUCUGUAUUCGUUUUCCAAGUACGACCCUGACGAGAGUGACGAUGACGAGCGCAUGUCGCCCGAGUUUGAAGGAUCCUGGAACUACCACUCGACUGCCUCCGACGAGCCUCGCCUUGCUCUUGUCAAGGAAUCUAGUCCGGAGGCGAUACCGUAUAAAAUUGCGGUUGUUCCACCUACGGCACGACUAGCAGACUUUAUAUGUCGAGUGCAGGGCGUUCCUAUGAAACGUAUCGUUAUUCGCCACGAUCAUGGUAGUUGGACUACACAGCAUGUAUGUGGGACGGCGGUCAUGAUUAAGGAUUUGAUGGGCCAAACGGCGGCCCCGGGUGUGAAAAAGGGUGAGAUCAAGCGGAUUGAGGGUAUAUAUACGCAGGUGAUUAGGGUGGAGGCAAGGACUUUGUAUGCUAUGCUUUUUGGGGAUGAUGAUGGUAUGGAGGAACUGAAGGAUAAAUUGGGUGCGUUGGCUGUUUAG